AGUACCCAAAGUAUCGAAAUGAUGUUGAGUCAUCUGGCAAUCCUUGCAUUUCUUCACAAGGUGGCGGAAGGAACAGUAUGGCAGCCGUGGUCUUGACACACUGUUGGAAAGGACUUUCUCAGGCUUUAAGUUAUGGAAGAGUUGCAGCUUAUUCACCGCUAUGUUAUGGGGGGCUCAGACAUAAAUCUACACUACAGUAUGCUUCGCGUCCAGACCUGCCAAAGCUAGCCUAUAGGAAGAUAAAGGGGAAAAGCCCUGGCGUUGUUUUCCUGCCAGGCUAUGCCUCCAACAUGAAUGGACAGAAGGCACAGGCCUUGGAGGAGUUCUGCCAGUCUUUAGGUCACUCUUACUUGAGGUUCGACUAUACAGGGUGCGGACAAUCAGAAGGUGUUUUUGCAGAGUGCACAGUAGGAACCUGGAAGAAAGAUGUUCUCUAUAUGCUGGAUGAACUGGCUGAUGGCCCACAGAUUCUUGUUGGCUCUAGUAUGGGUGGCUGGCUGAUGCUCCUGUCUGCCAUUGCUCGACCUGAGAAGACGAAAGCCCUGGUUGGCAUUUCCACAGCAGCUGAUCACCUUGUCACAGCAUUCAAAACACUUCCGAUAGAGGUGCGCAAGGAUUGCGAGGACAAAGGCGUGUGGAGCCUCCCCAGCAAGAGCAGCGAGGAGGGCGCGUACAAGCUGACCAUGGACUUCCUCGCGGAGGCAGAGAACCACUGCGUGCUGCAGAGCCCCAUCCCAAUCACCUGCCCCGUGCGCCUCAUUCACGGCCUGAAGGACGAGGACGUGCCCUGGCACAUCUCCAUGCAGGUGGCCGAGCGCGUGCUCAGUGCCGACGUGGACAUCAUCCUGCGCCGGCACGGCCAGCACCGCAUGGCGGAGAAGGACGACAUCAAGCUCAUGGUGUACACCAUCGACGACCUCAUAGACAAGCUGACCACCUUGGUGUGAGAGGGAGAUAAAAAAGGAAAAAGAGAGAGAGAGAGCAAGAGAAAGAAAGAGAGUGAAAAAAUAACAGGAAAAAAAGAGGAAUUGGACCUGGCCACUGUACCAACACAAUGACCAGUCCCUUAGAUGCCAAACACCCCACCCCCCUGCAUCCCUACCCUCUCCCCUAGGCCCUUUCUCCCCAGCGUGCAACAAACAACAAACAAACAAACAAACCAGAGGUUGAGGGGAGGGGGGGUUACAUGAGGGACAGGUCCAAACUGUCAAGGAAGAAUUACAACCCCUUUACAAUCUACACCCUCCUCACCCUUACCCUCCUGCUCCUUCUGUGCCUUUCAGAGUAUAUUUUUACUCGUUUCCAGUUUACCUUGUGCAGCGCUGUGAAGACAAGUGUGUUUUUAUCCUUCCGAGUUCUGCUGCCUCUGAAUCUGUAUGUGUUACCCUGGUUAAUAACCAAAUACCAUAGGUCUACUGUGCCUUUUUUUUACCACAUUUCACACUAUGUUUUAGGCAAUAAAGCCUCUGUCUAUUAAGA
This is a messenger RNA of Alosa sapidissima (American shad), 1479 nucleotides long. It is a transcript of the gene abhd10b, whose product is annotated as abhydrolase domain containing 10, depalmitoylase b. Gene Ontology annotation, molecular function: hydrolase activity, hydrolyzing O-glycosyl compounds; palmitoyl-(protein) hydrolase activity. Gene Ontology annotation, cellular component: mitochondrion. Gene Ontology annotation, biological process: protein depalmitoylation. Bases 78 to 947 code for a protein of 289 amino acids. The transcript is spliced from 6 exons. NCBI's taxonomy places the organism in Eukaryota, Metazoa, Chordata, Actinopteri, Clupeiformes, Clupeidae. The record is from RefSeq and is a predicted model, not a curated record.